AUGCCGCGAAUAAUGAUAAAAGGUGGUGUCUGGCGUAAUACAGAGGAUGAAAUUUUGAAAGCAGCUGUUAUGAAAUAUGGGAAAAAUCAAUGGAGUCGUAUAGCUUCGUUACUUCAUAGAAAAUCUGCAAAGCAGUGCAAAGCACGUUGGUUUGAAUGGUUAGAUCCUAGUAUUAAGAAAACAGAAUGGAGCAGAGAAGAAGAUGAAAAACUUUUACAUCUUGCCAAACUUAUGCCUACGCAAUGGAGAACAAUAGCUCCUAUUGUAGGACGUACAGCAGCGCAAUGUUUGGAAAGAUAUGAGUAUUUAUUGGAUCAAGCUCAAAAAAAGGAAGAGGGUGAUGAUGCAGCUGAUGAUCCUCGUAAACUGAAACCAGGUGAAAUUGAUCCAAACCCAGAGACAAAACCCGCAAGACCUGAUCCUAAAGAUAUGGAUGAAGAUGAAUUGGAAAUGUUAUCUGAGGCAAGAGCAAGACUUGCAAAUACGCAAGGAAAAAAAGCAAAAAGAAAGGCUCGGGAGAAACAAUUAGAAGAAGCACGUAGGCUUGCUGCAUUACAAAAACGUAGAGAACUUCGUGCUGCAGGCAUUACGGUGUCUCAAAAGAAUAAGCGCAAACGAGGAGUUAACUAUAACACUGAAAUACCUUUUGAAAAACGUCCUGCUCCAGGUUUCUAUGAUACAUCAAAAGAACAUAUUGAUCCACUUGCAAUAGAUUUCUCCAAAAUGAGACAGCAACAGUUAGAUGGAGAUCAUAAACAAGAAAAAGAAGAAAUGGAACGUAGAAAAGAUAAACAGAAGUUAAAGCAACGUAAGGAAAAUGAUAUACCAAUGGGAAUGCUUAAUAAUGAAGAACCUGUGAAGAAAAGAAGUAAACUCGUUUUACCCGAACCACAAAUUUCUGAUCAAGAAUUACAACAAGUUGUUAAACUAGGACGUGCUUCAGAGGUUGCACGUGAAGUUGCAGCAGAAAGUGGUAUUACAUUAUCGGACAGUUUAUUAGCUGAUUAUUCCUUGCCAACAAAUGUUGCAGUAACUCCUAGAACUCCAGCUGCACAAGAUAAAAUUCUUCAAGAAGCUCAAAAUGUUAUGGCCCUGACACAUGUUGAUACACCAUUAAAAGGAGGUUUAAAUACGCCACUAAAUAAUUCGGAUUUUUCUGGUGUUGUACCUGUUACAAAUGCUGUUGCAACUCCGAAUACUAUUUUGGCAACUCCAUUCCGUUCCCAACGUAGUGAUGGAACACCCUUGAAUUCAUUUAAUACACCAACAUCUACACGAACACAAAAUGGAGUUCUUGCAACACCAGUUCGUGAUAAACUUAGUAUUAAUCCAGACGAAAGUAUUGUCGGGUCAGAAACCCCAAUGGUGCAGAAACAAGCUAAAGAACAGUUACGUGCAGGUUUAAUAGCGUUGCCUGCACCACGUAAUGAUUAUGAAAUAGUUGUUCCUGAAGAUGAAAGUAUAGACGAGAAUACUUCUACUCCUGCAAAUGAUAUAAUUGAAGAUCAAGCAGAUAUUGACGCGAGACAACAGCAGGAAUUGCUCGAACAAAAAAAAAGAGAAUUGGCUCGAAGAUCUCAAGUUAUACAACGAGAUUUGCCAAGACCAAUUGAUGUCAAUAUGAAUAUUUUGAGGCCUUUCAUGGAUACACCUCUGACAGAUAUGCAAAGAGCAGAAGAAUUAAUUAAAAGAGAAAUGAUUACCAUGCUUCAAUAUGAUGCACUUCAAAAUCCUAUGCAACAAAAUAGGAAGGGUGCUUCUAGUUCUUUAGCACAAGCACAAUCGUAUCUUGAACAACAUCCUUAUGCUAAUUUCGAUGAAGAAGAACUAGAUGCUGCAAAACAAUUACUGGCUGAUGAAAUGAAUGUUGUAAAGGAAGGUAUGGCACAUGGAGACUUGAGCUUAGAUGCAUAUACAACUGUAUGGGAAGAAUGUUUAUCACAAAUUUUAUAUCUGGAAACCCAAAAACGUUAUACUAGAGCAACAUUAGCUUCUAAAAAAGAUAGAGUAGAAGCUUGCGAAAGAAAAUUAGAAGAAAAUCGUAUGCAUAUGACAGGUGAAGCAAAAAGAGCUGCAAGAAUGGAAAAAAAAUUGAAAGUAUUAACAGGAGGUUAUCAGACCAGGGCACAAGUCUUAAUUAAACAAUUGCACGAUUUAUGUGAACAAAUAGAGCAAGCUUACUUAGAACUUUCAACAUUUAAAUUUUUACAAAAUCAAGAGGAAGCGGCAGUUCCAAGAAGAGUAAAUGCACUCAUUGAAGAUGUUAACAGACAGACUGAACGUGAACGUGUAUUACAAAUGCGAUAUGCACAAUUACAAGAUCAACUUCAACAAUGUUAAUUGUUACAAUUAUACUGAUAUUUACACAUAAUACUGUAAAGUAUACAUGUGAUAUAAGUAUGUUAAAAAAAACUUUACUAAAUAUGAAAGCUCAUCGUGUGCAUGUAUGCGUAUGUGAAUGGUGCGUCUAUGUUCAAAUACAUAAUAGUACAUACAUUUUAAAAUAUCAA
Molecule: messenger RNA, 2510 nt
Organism: Vespa mandarinia (Asian giant hornet)
Lineage: Eukaryota; Metazoa; Arthropoda; Insecta; Hymenoptera; Vespidae
Gene: Cdc5
Product: cell division cycle protein 21
Biological process (GO): mRNA splicing, via spliceosome; regulation of transcription by RNA polymerase II
Cellular component (GO): spliceosomal complex; Prp19 complex
Molecular function (GO): RNA polymerase II transcription regulatory region sequence-specific DNA binding; DNA-binding transcription factor activity, RNA polymerase II-specific
Source: RefSeq, a predicted model, not a curated record